AUGGCGUCCAAUACGCUUGCCCACCGAAUCCUCACCCUCCCGACCCAAUUGCGUUGUCUUGCCCUCGAGAGAUGCCUCGCUACGCCGACUCUACGAGUACAUCCCACACAGCGAACGUACGCGACGUACAACGCGAACAUCAACACCACCUCCUCCACCCAAAGCUCCGUCAACCAUGAAGAAGUCUCCCAUUUCAACGCCCUUGCCUCAUCCUGGUGGGAUCCCCACGGCUCAAGUCGCCUCCUCCAUCUCAUGAACCCUCUACGACACGAUUUCAUCCGCAAAUGCGCGAACAGCCACGGAGGUUUCCAGCAAGAGAAGCUCAAGUUCUUGGACAUUGGCUGCGGAGGAGGCAUAUUCGCAGAGUCUGCUGCCAGACUACCCAAUGCGGCUUCUGUCACUGCUAUUGAUCCCACGCCAGAGGUCAUUGCGGUUGCGAAGAAACACCAGCGAACCGAUCCGCUUUUGCUCGAGCCGAAUCGCCUCACGUAUUUGAAUAUCCCGAUCGAGCAGCUUCCUCUGCCUGCUUCGCCGGAGCACAGAUUCGAUAUCAUUUCCAUCUUCGAGGUCAUCGAGCAUAUCCAGAGUCCAUCUGCCUUCCUCGAAAGCAUACUGCCUCAUCUCAAGCCUGGAGGAUGGCUUGUGGGAUCCACCAUUGCGAGGACGGGUGUAUCGUGGUUUACGACAAAGUUCAUGGCGGAAGAGGUGUUGAAGAUGGUGCCCAGGGGGACGCAUGAGUGGAAUCAGUACAUCCAACCGCAAGAGUUGCGCGAGUGGGCGAGGAGAAGACAGGAUUUGGACGUGACGGUUGGCGGGAAUGGAUGGCAGAUGAUGGGUGUAGUCUAUGUACCUGGCUUGGGAUGGGGGGAGGUUGCUGGGAGCGAAGACUGGGGUAACUACUUCUUCGGCAUGAGGAAGCUUGAGUGA
Messenger RNA from Zasmidium cellare ATCC 36951, 927 nucleotides. RefSeq lists its product as uncharacterized. NCBI's taxonomy places the organism in Eukaryota, Fungi, Ascomycota, Dothideomycetes, Mycosphaerellales, Mycosphaerellaceae. Gene Ontology annotation, biological process: ubiquinone biosynthetic process. The transcript has a single exon. The record is from RefSeq and is a predicted model, not a curated record. Bases 1 to 927 code for a protein of 308 amino acids. Gene Ontology annotation, molecular function: 2-methoxy-6-polyprenyl-1,4-benzoquinol methyltransferase activity.